GUCAGCGAGAGUUGGUUAACCCCGCCCCCUCCCUCCCGAGGGGCGGGGCCUGCAGGACGCGUCACCAAACCAAACCGCACAACCAAUCCGGAGUGGUUAGUGGCCGCCCGCCCCACCCUUUACAGACCUAUCGCGUGUUUGUUUUUGUGCAAAUGCCACUUUUAUUGCAAUGAAUGAAAAGAAUGUAAACUCAUAAAACUUUGACUCGUAUCACUUGUCCGAGUGUGUGUGGUUGAAAUGUGUUGCUCCCACGCGGGGUCGGUAGAGAGCAGCGAGUGUCCCGGCUCCCCUCCCUCCCUGCUUCAUGUGAUACGGAUCUGUCACAGUGGCUGACGAGGACUGGCAAGACCUUAGAUGUUCACUUGGUAACAUGUCCGUGUACCGAAAUGCCAUCUGGUUUCUGAACGGGGUCCACCACUACACACGGAAGGGAUAUGAGGCAGCAUCUAAAGACUUUGAGCUCCGGGAGCUGGAUGUGUCCGUUGUGGGAAGGUCUUUUAUGGUCACCGGAGCCAACAGUGGGAUUGGCAGAGCGACCGCCAUGGCAAUAGCCAAGAAAGGUGGGACCGUCCACAUGGUGUGUAGAAACAAAGAUAAGGCAGAAGAAGCCAGAGUGGACAUCGUCAAGGAGUCUGGCAACACGGAGGUUUACGUCCAUGUUGUGGACAUGUCAGAGACACGCAAAGUCUGGGAGUUUGCAGAGGCUUUCAAGAGGGAGUAUAUAUUCUUGAAUGUGUUGAUUAAUAACGCAGGGUGCAUGGAGCACAAGAGAGAGGUCAACGCAGAGGGACUGGAGAAGAACUUUGCCACAAACACUAUGGGGGUGUAUAUCCUUACCCAGACCCUCAUACCACUUCUACAGAAGAGCCGGGAUCCGAGAGUGAUCACUGUGUCCUCAGGAGGAAUGCUGGUCCAGAAACUCAGAGUGGAUGACUUGCAGUCAGAGAGGGGCUACUUUGAUGGCCUCAUGGUCUACGCUCAGAACAAGAGACAGCAGGUGGUGCUGACACAACAGUGGGCGAAAGCCAACCCUGUCAUUCACUUCUCUGUGAUGCAUCCAGGCUGGGCAGAUACACUAGCUGUUUCCACAUCAAUGCCUCAGUUCCACCAGAUGAUGGGGGAGAGACUGCGCAGUGUAGAGCAAGGGGCAGACACUGUCGUGUGGUUGGCCUUGUCUCGAGCUGCUGCCAGAACACUCAGUGGGCAGUUCUUUCAAGAUCGUAAACCUGUUCCUGUCCACCUGCCACUGGCCUGGACUCACAGCUCUACUGAAGAGAUUCAGACUUUCAUGACUCAGCUGGAGACUCUGGCCAGAGCUGUGCAGUCACGAUCCGAUCCAGAACUUAACGUCCCCUGAGCCCUUCCACGAGUACCCUUCCUCAAAUUGUCUAAUUUCAAUUUUUGCCUUCAAACUACUAACCGUAAGAUCAGAUACUGGAGAAUGUCACACAUUUAACAAAUUUAGUCAUGUGUACCUUCCAAUUCUGCUUAUACAUUUUUAAAACAGGUUUCAUUGUCAGCUGAUUUCAACUGUGAUUCCAACGUGUUUUAACUCGUCUGUACUGAUUGAUUUAAUUAGUCAUUGAUUUUGAUAUUGAGUAUGUCCACAGCAGAUAUAGGAUGCAUAUUGAAAACGUGCCUGUAAUGUAGAUAAAUAGGGUUUCAGGGAUUCGGAUUUCUGACUCGUGGGUUACACAUGGAAUUGUGCGAUGCAUGCAUUGAAAUUGUUAAACUGAUGUCUAUGAACCCCGAGCUGCACAAUCACCUAUUAGCACGACAUAAUUAAAAUGAAAUAUUAAAAGCAGAGUAAAAAAGAUAAAAUGUAAAAUAAAUCAGUCACUGACUCCAUGUAAAAUAUCUGCAUCCAAAGAGCCAAUUCAAUAAAAAAGACACUUGAUGUAAUAAAUACAUAUUAGGAAGAG
Scophthalmus maximus (turbot) is the source of this 1922-nucleotide messenger RNA. Its product is annotated as dehydrogenase/reductase SDR family member 12. Gene Ontology annotation, biological process: siderophore biosynthetic process. Gene Ontology annotation, molecular function: 2,3-dihydro-2,3-dihydroxybenzoate dehydrogenase activity. The coding region runs from base 371 to 1357 and encodes 328 amino acids. Lineage: Eukaryota; Metazoa; Chordata; Actinopteri; Pleuronectiformes; Scophthalmidae. The record is from RefSeq and is a predicted model, not a curated record. The transcript is spliced from 10 exons.